UCUACAGAAUUGAUUCGGACAUCGUUCUCCCAUCUCCUCCUUAUCUCUCAUUCCUUUUCUCACUCUCGAGCCCUUCACAUCCUUCAUAGCCUCGGCAGCACCACCAAGCCCUUGUUUUUGCUCUUUCUGAUCUCAAGUUAGAUCGGCUAGGGUUAGUUUGGAGUCUCCCUGAUCCCAAUGGCGGAGGAAGAGGUUGUGGCUCCGGCAGCUAGCCCCAUCCCCUCGGAUCAUAAGCGCAAACUUGAAGAUUUGGAGCCUGAAGCUCCUCAGCCCACUGAGGCCAACCCUGAACAGGAGGCCGAAGUGAGCGCUGAGCCCGAUGCAGAUAAGAAAGCUGAUGAGGUGGUGGGUGGAGAUUCGCCGGAGGCCAAGCGGCUAAGGGUCGAUGAGGAUAAGCCCGAUGGUUUAGCUAGUGAAAACGGUUUUGAGGGAGCCAAGUCAGAGGAAGACGCAAAGGAAGAGCCAGGUGUUGAGAAUGAGCAAGCAGAGGAUGCUGCUCUUCCUCCAUCUGAGGGGGUUUCUGAAACAACAGGUAAAGAAGAACCUGCCGCAGAUACUCAUGACACUGUUGAUACACAAAAUGCUUCUCUUGAUGACUCGAAGACGGAUGAUGCUGAGAAAAAUGAGGAAUCUGAGAAACAUUCUGAGGAAGACGAGGAUCCUGCAUCUGACACUCAAACUACCUCACGCAAAAUGGAGGUUCCCAAUGAUAAGAAUGAAUUUGGCAGAUGUUUUAUAAAUGCUGCCUUGCAGGUUGGAGUUCUUAUUGGAAAGGGUGGAGAUACAAUUCGUUACCUGCAGUAUAACUCUGGGGCAAAAAUUCAAAUCACAAGGGAUGCUGAUGCUGAUCCUCAAUCCACAACAAGGCCUGUGGAAUUGAUAGGAACUUUAAGUAGCAUAAAAAAGGCUGAGAAGCUCAUUAAUGCUGUCAUAGCAGAGGCUGAUGCUGGUGGUUCCCCAUCCCUUGUAGCUAGGGGCCUUCCUAGUGCACAGACUGGUGGAGUGGGAGAUCAGCUUGAGAUGCAAGUUCCAAAUGAGAAGGUUGGUUUGAUCAUAGGCAGAGGCGGGGACACCAUUAAAGCUCUCCAAGCCAAAUCUGGAGCACGCAUUCAGGUAUUAAUACCACAACAUCUUCCAGAAGGGGAUGGUUCCAAAGAAAGGACAGUGAGAGUGACUGGUGAUAGAAAGCAAAUCGAGAUGGCUAGAGAAAUGAUAAAGGAUGUUAUGAAUCAGACCGUGAGAUCAUCACCUUACUCUGGCAGUUUCAAUCAGCAGCAUUCCUACAGACCCCGUGGACCUACUGGUCCUUCAAAUUGGGGUCCACGAGGUCCUCAUUCAUCGCAGCCAAGUCCUUACGAUUAUCAUCACCGGGGACCAUAUCCUUCUCAAAAUUCACAGUAUCCACCUCCAAGUUAUGGUGGUUAUCCUCCCCAACAAAUGGGCCCAAGAGGUAAUUUUGGUUCUGGAUGGGAGCAGAGGCCUCCAAGCAUGCAGGGGCCAGUUCCGCAUGGUGGAGUUUAUGAUUACUAUGGUGGCCAAGGUGGCCAUGCAUCUGAUCACCCAGUAUCUGGACCAAUUUCUACUCCUGCUUCUGGGCAUGCUCCUGGCCCUUCUGCUACCCCUACCAUGUCCCAUCCUCCAUCGCAGGCAAAUUAUAAUUAUGGCCAGUCACAUGGUCCAGAUUAUGGGCAUCAAGCUCCCUAUUCCCAGGCAGUACCUUCUCAGCAGAGCUAUGGGCAUGGAUAUGAUGAACCGAAGUAUGACAAUCAUGCUCCAAUGCAACAUCCUUAUGGACAUGGAAAUUCUCAACCAGUGUAUGGACAAGCCGGCAAUCAACCAGGGUAUGGGGCCCAGCAGCAGUAUGGAAAGCAACCACCAUAUGGCAUGCCGUCACAGGGACCACCUCCGCAAUCAUAUGGCCCUCCUAGGCCUGGUCAACCUGGAGAUCUGCCUUAUCAAGGUCCUAUUCAAUCCGGUCAAUCAUAUGGUCCAAAUGUUCCGCCUCAGCAGCAGUAUCCUUAUGUCUCUAGUGGGCCCAUGCAACAAUCGUAUCCUCAGUAUGGAUCUGCAUCAGGAGCUGAUGGAUACAAUCAGGCAAUGCCUACUUCUGGUCCUGGCUAUCCACAGCAAGGUGGGCAGCCAGUUCCAUCUUAUGGCCAGUCUGGUGGACAACAGGCAACUGGCUACGUGCAAGGACCAACUGGUGGUUAUGGAUCAUAUCCAUCUUCACAACAAGGUUAUGCAGAACAGGCAGCUCCAAACAGUGCAGGUUAUGGGUAUCAAGGCUCUCAAGAUACUGCAUAUGGCAGUGGCCCUGGAGCAACCUAUAGUGCACCACCAAGCGGUCAGCAGGCUUUUGCUCAGCCAACAGCAACUCAACCAACUUAUGAUCAGUCGGUUCCACAGUCAGGUGGAUAUGGAGCUGCUCCAGGGAGUGCGCCAGUUGGGUAUGGGAAAACCUUGUCUCCCCAGCCUACUUAUCCUCAAUAUGACUCAACAACCCAGAUGUAUGUUGCACCGCGUUGAAAAUUUAGUUGUAGCCUGACAGUGAGUUCGGAUUGGUGAUGCAUAUUGAGCUUUUGCAGUUAGUAUUCCAAAAUGUUAUUAUCUGGGUAGUAUUAGCCUUAAAUAUUUGAUGUUUAGGUCUUUUUCUGACUGCCAAUCGGACAUCUAGAUUAUGUAUCCUCAUAAUGCUAACUUGGAGUGCAGCUAAGUUACUUGUUAUUGCCAAUGCUAUUGUUUUCUUAUUUGCUA
Molecule: messenger RNA, 2754 nt
Organism: Manihot esculenta (cassava)
Lineage: Eukaryota; Viridiplantae; Streptophyta; Magnoliopsida; Malpighiales; Euphorbiaceae
Product: far upstream element-binding protein 2
Exons: 7
Coding region: 178-2526 (782 amino acids)
Biological process (GO): regulation of gene expression
Cellular component (GO): cytoplasm
Molecular function (GO): mRNA binding
Source: RefSeq, a predicted model, not a curated record